This is a messenger RNA of Asterias rubens (European starfish), 8579 nucleotides long. Its product is annotated as E3 SUMO-protein ligase RanBP2-like. Gene Ontology annotation, cellular component: cytoplasm; nuclear pore. NCBI's taxonomy places the organism in Eukaryota, Metazoa, Echinodermata, Asteroidea, Forcipulatida, Asteriidae. Gene Ontology annotation, molecular function: zinc ion binding; GTPase activator activity. Gene Ontology annotation, biological process: intracellular transport. The record is from RefSeq and is a predicted model, not a curated record. The transcript is spliced from 19 exons. The annotation marks the transcript as partial.
GGCAGCUGUGAGAAAUGCGGAACCGCUGAGUUGUGUGUCAGUGAUGUGUGGAUGUUCUCGUGUAUACGUGGCGAGUUGAUCAAUAUACCAAAGGUUUCCUCGUGUCAAGUCCAAGGUUCAAGUCACCUCCAUGAACUUCUACUAUUAUUUGAGCCUCCUGCAACAAGUCGUGUGCUCAAGCAACGGUAUGGGUACGGUGUGAAAAUCUGGCUGCUAAUUUUUAUGAUCUUCCCAACGAGAGCAUUUGGCAAAGCUCCCACUGGGUUAUAUGCCAAGCUGGCAACAACCAAUCUCUCUCUCUGAAAUUGUGACUUUUGUUAGCAAUGGCAGACAAAAUUUCUGACCCACCUGAUGGCAUCAUAGUCCGCAACAAACUGGAAUGUGCUAUCUGCAAGAAGAGACUUAAGAACCCCAAAAUCUUACAGUGUUUGCAUAACGUUUGUGAACAAUGCUUGCUUAAUAAAGUGUCUACGGGUUAUUGCUCAAUAACAUGCCCAUUGUGUUACCAAACUACAACAUCCAGUAAUGGUGUCCAGAACUUGAAAACCAACUUUCAUCUCAUGGGACAGCUAGAGGAUGCACUGGUCAAAGAGGAGCUUUUACGUGAGGAGUCACUUAACAAUCAGCCAGUUUGUGAGUCCUGUGAAGUGGAGAAAGAGGCUGUGUCGAGAUGCCUUGAUUGUAGCAUGUACUUGUGUCUUAGCUGCAAGAAGGUACAUCGGCGCAUUGCUAUUCUUUCAAAACAUACGGUUGCCUCGCUGGACGAGCUUCGUGUAGGAGUGGUCACCAAGACCUUCCGGAGGGAAAAGAGAGCGGAGGAAUGUCCAAGUGAUCACAGGUUCUUCUGUGAGACUUGUAAUGACGUGGUCUGCAAAGACUGUCCUGAAAUUGAUCCAAGGAGUGGGGAGAGUAUUUCUCGUGGUUGGAGAGGAGCAUCUCAGCACAAGGUCGUGAAGAUGGAUUCAGCCGCAUCCUCAAAGAGGAAGAUGACCAAACAGAUGAUAACUAGUCUUCAGAAAGUACUUGGUGAGUACAAAUCCACCCUGAAGAGCAUUGCUGUCGACAGAGCAAAUUUGGAAGGUCAAUCAAGGGGGUUAGAGGAGCAAGUUAAGGAAGCUGUCAGAGCAAUCACAAAGAAGAUUAAAGAAGAAGAAGCCCGUCACGUCAAGGAGAUUGCCGACAUUCAACAGAGGAAAGAGAAAACUCUACAAGAAAGUGAAAAGUGUCUAGAGGCUGCAAUGCAGCGCAUGAGUGAUUCGUUAGAAAUGGCAAUCAAUGCCACUGACACUGCUUCAGAUCAGGAUUUCCUUGGCUUAGUUUCACUCAUUAACAACAAUCUUCACGAUCUGACAAGAAAGGGACCUGACAGAAUCUACAGUGGAUUACCACAGUGGACAUUCACCAGGGAAAACAGCGGACGUAUUGGUGGUUUGAUGGACCCAAGUUGUCGCUAUUAUAGUUGUAAUCAAUGGCGUGAUCAGCAACCAGACGGAGCCUCUAAAGCAUCUUCAGCUGAAACAACUAGGAAAUGUUCUCCAUUGAAAAGGGUUCCAGUUCAACCUCAUUUGCCAUCAAAGUAUCUCCCGAAGCCAUUCACAUUCUCCCCUCCAGAAGCUCCAAAGUUUACCAUCACUAAAACUACAGUAAAGUUUGGCAGUACUGCAUCAAGUACACCUGCAGGAGUAUUUGGCAGUGCUGCAUCAAAAACACCUGCAGCAAAGUUUGGCAGUGCUGCAUCGAAAACAUAUGCAGCAGUAUUUGGCAGUGCUGCAUCGAAAACACCUGCAGCAAAGUUUGGCAGUGCUGCAUCAAGUACACCUGUAGGACUAUUUGGCAGUGCUACAUCGAGUACACCUGCAGCAGUAUUUGGCAGUGCUGCAUCGAAAACACCUGCAGCAAAGUUUGGCAGUGCUGCAUCAAGUAGACCUGUAGGACAUGGAAUCCAGCCCCUGGCCACAAGAGCCAAUGGCAGCAUCCAGCCCAGAGAGCCUCUGGCCAAUACACUCUUCAAGAACGACGCCUCACCGGCCCAAACGAGAAACGAAACCCAACAACCCGCCCUAACAGGUGGUGCCAAGCUGCCAUUUGCCAGCCUUCCCGAUACAGCGGGGCAGAAGGUAGCGUCGCAAGCUUCGGGCCAGGACACCAGCAGCAACUCUCCGCUCCUGAUGGACAUGCUGAUGCAACCCAACAAAGCCGACGAUCCCGGGGCGGGGGUUGGUGGCUCCAUCACAGCAGGUACUCCUCCCCACUCAACGGGGGCUCCGCCAUCGUCGACCUCAAGCCAUCAUGGACUUUUCUCCGACAAGCAAUCGUCUCAACUGGGAGGACCCUUCCAGCAGACAACCUCUUCUCAGGAUGCAGCAAGUGUAUUUGGCACAGCUUCUAAUGAAACCAGUGCUUCUUCUAGUGCUCCAUUCUCCAAGUUUAAUCUCAACCCCAGUCAGUCAGCAUCUCAAGGAUUUUUCAAGGCUACGUCAUCGCCAGUCACCCCAGAUGUCACAGCAAGCUCUUCGUUGGCGGCCGCUCCAUUCAGUGGAUUCAGCUUCGGUCAGAUCAAAGCCCCAGAGUCUACACCCGCUUUAAGCUUUGGGAGUAUUCCUCAGCAGGUUUCUGACAGCAAAGAUGAUGGUGUGGUACCAGUUACCCCAGAGUUCACGGUAAGCUCUUCGUCGGCGGCCGCUCCAUUCAGUGGAUUCAGCUUUGGUCAGAUCAAAGCCCCAGAGUCUAAACCCGCUUUAAGCUUUGGGAGUAUUCCUCAGCAGGUUUCUAAAAGCAAAACAGAGGAAGAUGAUGAUGUGAUCUUCAUCUCCGAAACGCUUCCUACUGCUGAUCAGCGAGCUAGAGCAGAGAAACUUCUCUUGCCUCCGACUUUCUUCCUGUAUGAAGAUGAUCUGCCCUGUCCCGGCUGCAGAGGAUGUGAGGAGGAAGAUCUGGCUCAGCGAGGAUUCAAAAUAUCCAAACUUCCAAAUAAAGAAUCAGCGCCGGCCGCUUCUGCAGCAGUUACACCUGCAGCAGUAUUUGGCAGUCAUGCACCGAGUACACCUGCAGCAAUGUUUGGAAGUGCCGCAUCGGGUCAGAAGACAUUUGGCUCACUCGCUGUUGACACGCCAAGCACCUUUGGAGCUAAAGACACUAGCCAGGAAGAACCCUCUAUUUUUGGAAACAAAGGCUCAGGGGUGAGUUUUGCUUCCAUCACCUCCGACAAUCAAGGAACUUUUGCUGGGAAAGGAGCAAAGGGAUUUGCGUUUGCCCAGGCUGGUGCUCAGGUCUUUGGAGGUGGAGGUGAUGAUAACGCUGGGGGAGAUGAGGAACAUGACCCCCACUUUGACCCCGAUGUUCCCCUACCCGAGCUGGUUGAUACAAAGACUGGUGAGGAAGAUGAAGAGAUUAUGUACAAGCAGCGAGCCCGUCUGUACCGCUACGCUAAAGAGCUGAAUGUCUGGAAGGAACGAGGUAUAGGAGAGGUCAAAUUUAUGCGACAUAAAGACAGUGGAGGACUAAGACUGCUGAUGAGACGGGAACAGGUUCUGAAGCUGUGCGCCAAUCAUCGCAUCACAGACGACAUCAAGCUUGAAUCCCUGAAGUCCUCUAAUCGUACCUGGGUGUGGCAUGCGCUGGAUUACUCUGAGGAUGAACCAUGCCAUGAGCAGUUUGCCAUCAAGUUCAAGACUCCCGAGCUGGCGGCUGAGUUCAGACGAAGGUUUGAAGAGCUCCAGGCCGAGAGGAAGAGAGAGGUAGAGGCAGAGAAGGCAGACGAGGCGGUGGUACCGGAAGGGCCGAGGGGAGAUCAGCCGGAGGAGAAAGACGAUGACGGAGACAAGAAAGACGGGAAAGAUGACACCGCUGCCGAAGCUACAGAAACCGGGCCAACAACAGAAGAGCUGAUCGCCAAGUAUCAACCCAAGCCAGGCUCAUGGCAAUGCGAUGAUUGCUGCAUCUCAUGCACAGCACCGAAACCCGGUGCAGCGGCUCCAUCAGCUACUCAGAAGUUGAGCACCUUGUCAAAACUCGCCGGAGCGUCCCGACAAAAUGAGUCGUCUGCGACCACCAGCUCUGGGAGUGAGUUUAAAUUUGGCCCUGGUGGGGGUUUCUCGUUCGGUGGCUUGCAGACUUCAGACGGUGCGAGUAAACCCACUGGAUUCGCGUCCUUUGGGCCACCGAGCACCUUCUCAACAACACCCUCAGGUACUGGACCGUUUGGAGGAGGACCCGUUCAGUUUGGAACGUCCUCAUCAUCUGAUACCGUAUUGAUGGCUUCUAAAGAGAAACAAGUUGCGACCCCUACCAGUAAAUUUACCUUCGGAAGUGGAUUCCAGAAAUAUGAUCUUGGUGCGGCCGGCGAUCAACCAAAUCAACCAGUUGUGGCAUCAACGUCACCCAGUGCUGGCUUUACAUUAGGUGCAACGAAACUUACACCCCCUAAGAGUGAACCUGUUGCAGCUGCCCCUUCCACAGUUGCCCCUUCCACAGAUGUCCCUUCCUCAGCUGCCCCUUCCACAGCUGCCCCUUCAACAGCAGCUCCCUCUACGAGCCAGUCCCAAUCACUGACUCCAGUUAAACCAAAAGACAAACAAAAAGAAGUCCCUCCGACCAAGGAGGGAACAGUCUUUGUGUUUGGAGCAGCAGGUGGCCUUUCAGCACAAACUCCCAAGAGCAGUGCAGCACCAGCCUCUUCAAAGCCCGCUGAAGAAAAAUCCAUGGGCUUCAAUUUUGCCGCCAUGGCUAAAACAAAGGGAUCUCUGUUCUCCUUCCGCAUGGACGUCAGUAAAACUCCUCCAGAAGCUCCCGAGAAAUCACCGGUGAAACCAAAAUCUCCUGGAGUAGUAGUGAAGUCACCCCAGCAGCAGCCACCAUCACCAGGACUGAAUAAAAGUGGAGACGACUAUUACAAGGAUGAUGACGGGGACCACAUCCACUUUGAUCCCAUCGUUGAGUUGCCGGAAUGCAUCGAGGCGAGAACCGGCGAAGAAGGCGAGGAGGUGAGAUUCAGUCAUCUAGCCAAGCUGUUCCGCUACAACAAGGAGUCUGCCCAAUGGAAAGAGCGUGGUCUCGGCGACAUCAAGGUCCUGUACAACCCAGACACCAAGAAGUAUCGCAUCGUCAUGCGCAGAGAGCAAGUCUUGAAGGUCUGUGCCAAUCACUUUGUCACUCCGGAACUGAAGUUGCAGCCGAUGGCCGGAUCAACGAAGUCGUUGGUCUGGAUGGCGAUGGAUGCGUCCGAGGAUGAAGUCCAGAUGGAACAGUUGGCCGUGAAAUUCAAAACGGAAGAGUUGGCCCAGCAGUUCAAGGAGGCGGUCGAAGCAGCCCAGGAGGACAUGAAGAUGGGAGGAGGAGGAGGAGAUGCAGUCAAGAAAGAGGCUGAGAAAGAAAACCAAGAUGUCGAAGGAGACGUUAAGGAAGAGGAUGAUGGUGAGACUGAUGAGGAAGAUGAUGAAGGUGCUGAAGAAGAUGAAGGGGGCUUCAAUUUUGCCGCCAUGGCUAAAACAAAGGGAUCUCUGUUCUCCUUCCGCAUGGAUGUCAGUAAAACUCCUCCAGAAGCUCCCGAGAAAUCACCGGUGAAACCAAAAUCUCCUGGAGUAGUAGUGAAGUCACCCCAGCAGCAGCCACCAUCACCAGGACUGAAUAAAAGUGGAGACGACUAUUACAAGGAUGAUGACGGGGACCACAUCCACUUUGAUCCCAUCGUUGAGUUGCCGGAAUGCAUCGAGGCGAGAACCGGCGAAGAAGGCGAGGAGGUGAGAUUCAGUCAUCUAGCCAAGCUGUUCCGCUACAACAAGGAGUCUGCCCAAUGGAAAGAGCGUGGUCUCGGCGACAUCAAGGUCCUGUACAACCCAGACACCAAGAAGUAUCGCAUCGUCAUGCGCAGAGAGCAAGUCUUGAAGGUCUGUGCCAAUCACUUUGUCACUCCGGAACUGAAGUUGCAGCCGAUGGCCGGAUCAACGAAGUCGUUGGUCUGGAUGGCGAUGGAUGCGUCCGAGGAUGAAGUCCAGAUGGAACAGUUGGCCGUGAAAUUCAAAACGGAAGAGUUGGCCCAGCAGUUCAAGGAGGCGGUCGAAGCAGCCCAGGAGGACAUGAAGAUGGGAGGAGGAGGAGGAGAUGCAGUCAAGAAAGAGGCUGAGAAAGAAAACCAAGAUGUCGAAGGAGACGUUAAGGAAGAGGAUGAUGGUGAGACUGAUGAGGAAGAUGAUGAAGGUGCUGAAGAAGAUGAAGGGGGCUUCAAUUUUGCCGCCAUGGCUAAAACAAAGGGAUCUCUGUUCUCCUUCCGCAUGGAUGUCAGUAAAACUCCUCCAGAAGCUCCCGAGAAAUCACCGGUGAAACCAAAAUCUCCUGGAGUAGUAGUGAAGUCACCCCAGCAGCAGCCACCGUCACCAGGACUGAAUAAAAGUGGAGACGACUAUUACAAGGAUGAUGACGGGGACCACAUCCACUUUGAUCCCAUCGUUGAGUUGCCGGAAUGCAUCGAGGCGAGAACCGGCGAAGAAGGCGAGGAGGUGAGAUUCAGUCAUCGAGCCAAGCUGUUCCGCUACAACAAGGAGUCUGCCCAAUGGAAAGAGCGUGGUCUCGGCGACAUCAAGGUCCUGUACAACCCAGACACCAAGAAGUAUCGCAUCGUCAUGCGCAGAGAGCAAGUCUUGAAGGUCUGUGCCAAUCACUUUGUCACUCCGGAACUGAAGUUGCAGCCGAUGGCCGGAUCAACGAAGUCGUUGGUCUGGAUGGCGAUGGAUGCGUCCGAGGAUGAAGUCCAGAUGGAACAGUUGGCCGUGAAAUUCAAAACGGAAGAGUUGGCCCAGCAGUUCAAGGAGGCGGUCGAAGCAGCCCAGGAGGACAUGAAGAUGGGAGGAGGAGGAGGAGAUGCAGUCAAGAAAGAGGCUGAGAAAGAAAACCAAGAUGUCGAAGGAGACGUUAAGGAAGAGGAUGAUGGUGAGACUGAUGAGGAAGAUGAUGAAGGUGCUGAAGAAGAUGAAGGGGGCUUCAAUUUUGCCGCCAUGGCUAAAACAAAGGGAUCUCUGUUCUCCAUCCGCAUGGACGUCAGUAAAACUCCUCCAGAAGCUCCCGAGAAACCACCGGUGAAACCAAAAUCUCCUGGAGUAGUAGUGAAGUCCCCCCAGCAGCAGCCACCGUCACCAGGACUGAAUAAAAGUGGAGACGACUAUUACAAGGAUGAUGACGGGGACCACAUCCACUUUGAUCCCAUCGUUGAGUUGCCGGAAUGCAUCGAGGCGAGAACCGGCGAAGAAGGCGAGGAGGUGAGAUUCAGUCAUCGGGCCAAGCUGUUCCGCUACAACAAGGAGUCUGCCCAAUGGAAAGAGCGUGGUCUCGGCGACAUCAAGGUCCUGUACAACCCAGACACCAAGAAGUAUCGCAUCGUCAUGCGCAGAGAGCAAGUCUUGAAGGUCUGUGCCAAUCACUGUGUCACUCCGGAACUGAAGUUGCAGCCGAUGGCCGGAUCAACGAAGUCGUUGGUCUGGAUGGCGAUGGAUGCGUCCGAGGAUGAAGUCCAGAUGGAACAGUUGGCCGUGAAAUUCAAAACGGAAGAGUUGGCCCAGCAGUUCAAGGAGGCGGUCGAAGCAGCCCAGGAGGACAUGAAGAUGGGAGGAGGAGGAGGAGAUGCAGUCAACAAAGAGGAAGAGGAUGAUGGUGAGACUGAUGAGGAAGAUGAUGAAGGUGCUGAAGAAGAUGAAGGUGCUGAAGAAGAUGAAGAGGAUUACGAAGAUGUAGAAGACGAUGAUGAAGAUGAAUAUGAAGAUGAUGGUGAGGAAGAGGAGGGGGAAGAAGGUGGAAACGGUGAUGGAGAAGAAGAGCAAGAUGCUACAGAACAAGGUGAAGACGAGCAAAAUACCCCAACACAAGGUGGAGAAGAGCAGGAAGAUGCCACAACACAAGGUGACGACGAAUCUCCAACUGUUAAAUCCUGCGAUCCAAACAUCUCAAAGGUGUUCUCGGAGCUGUUGCGCAUUGCCAAUGCCAGCCACGCCCAGAAACAGAAGGAGAUGAGUGAGGCUGAGUCCUCCCCUAAGGACGAGGAGGCGGCGGGGAGUAGCAAAGAUGACAGCGUUACCGAGGAGAGAGACGAUAUUCACUUUGAUCCGAUUGUUCAACUCCCUGAACAGUUGGAGAAGAUUACCGGUGAAGAGGACGAGAACCAGCUGUUCUGCUCCCGUGCCAAGCUCUACCGCUACGACAAGACCUCAUCCCAGUGGAAGGAUAGAGGGGUCGGAGAUAUCAAGAUUCUGCAGAAUGUUAAGACGAGACGAUAUCGCAUCCUCAUGAGACGAGAUCAGGUUUUCAGGGUAUGCGCCAAUCACUACAUCACCAAGGAUAUGGCCUUGCUCCCUAACGCAGGGUCAGAGAACUCCCUGGUCUGGCGGGCCAUGGAUGCAUCGGACGGGGACCCUCAACCUGAGCAGCUGGCAGUCCGCUUCAAGCUGGCGGGAACAACUCAGCGUUUCAAGGUGACGUUUGAAGAAUGCCAGGCCGAGCUGAGAAAACUAGAAGACGAUAACAAAGGGAGUGAACAAGGUGAUGAAGUGUCAUCGACAACUGAAGAGUCAUCAAAAUCACCUUCAAAAGGGCAG